Molecule: messenger RNA, 1842 nt
Organism: Sander lucioperca (pikeperch)
Lineage: Eukaryota; Metazoa; Chordata; Actinopteri; Perciformes; Percidae
Gene: dnase2
Product: deoxyribonuclease II, lysosomal
Exons: 7
Coding region: 178-1332 (384 amino acids)
Biological process (GO): apoptotic DNA fragmentation
Molecular function (GO): deoxyribonuclease II activity
Source: RefSeq, a predicted model, not a curated record
UGUCGGUGUUUAUAGCUUUCGUUCAACGGUUGCAUGACGUCGCUUUCUCAUCCUGCUGUUAUAGUCCUAGACAUAAACAAGGAUGUAGAUGAAGAUGAAACUUGCUCAGGGUUGGGAACUAGCUACAGUAGCUACAUCUUCAUGCUGAGAACAAGUUAAGAAUCUAUUGAGGACAUAAUGAACGAGGAGAAACACGCUCAGCCAGAGAUGCUUCUGUUCCUAUCCCUGCUGUUCUGCUGUGUGCCACUAGGAGGAAACACCUCACCAAUCACCUGCUACAACGACCAAGGAGAUGCAGUUGAUUGGUUCUAUGUGUACAAGCUGCCUAAAGAGCAUGGCGAGAAAUCUCCCCAUCAGGGUGAGCUGUAUAUACUGCUAGACAAAGGGAGUGAAGGAUGGACUAAUGGGAAGGGGACAGUGAACGACACCACAGGAGCUCUGGGUAGUACAGUCGGACAACUGUACUCACAAGGAAAGAACACAGAAGUAGCGUACAUCCUUUACAAUGACCAGCCACCUGAGGACUUUGGUGACAGAUGGGUUGACAACAGUGGGGGAAGUGGGGGUCACACAAAAGGUGUUGUCUUGCUGGAUAAGAAUCAGGGCUUCUGGUUGGUCCACAGCACCCCUCACUUCCCUCCUGCACAACAGGAAGGACAGUAUUAUUACCCCAGCAGCGGAGUGAACAACGGACAAAACUUUAUCUGCGUUACCUACCCACUCGACCGCUUCCAGACCAUCGGAGAGCAGCUUCAGAUCAAUCAGCCUAAUGUGUACGACUGCAACGUCCCAGAGUCCUUAGCGUCCCUGGUGCCCGCGCUGGCUGCUGUCUGUGCAAAAAAAUAUCUGUCUGGUCACAUCUUUCCACAUGUCAAAACUGUAUCCAAUCGCAGCGUGACUCUGACCUCAAAGGAUGGCACCGACUUCAUCAGCUUUGCCAAAGGAGCCUCUUUUAAAAAUGACCUGUACCACUCCUGGGUGGCCCCCAGCCUCCAGUCAGACCUCCUGGUCCAGUUCUGGGUUCGCUCUACGGGCAUCCUACCCUCUGACUGCUCGCUGGGCUGGAAGGUCCUGGACAUCACGAUCAUCAACCCGGGCCAGACGUUCACCUUCAAGGCCAGCCAGGACCACUCCAAGUGGGCUGUCAGCCCCAAGGCAGCCGGGUCAAAGGGCGGAGGAGGCUGGGUGUGUGUGGGAGACAUAAACAGGAACGAGGCGGAGGAGAAGCGAGGCGGUGGCACGGUGUGUCUGCAGAACCCGGUGGUGUGGAAGGCUUACCGGACAGCGGCGCUGGAGUGUGAGGCUUGUGGAGGAGGAACGAUCCAGUGUUGACACCCUGCGGGAGCCCGAUGGGUUAAGGAAAGGGCCGUCAUUUGAUAAGGCUAAUAUCCGGCAUGUGGGUUUUUAAGUGAAAUGUUUGCACUUAUUUGGUACAAUGUGUAUAUUUCUUGUCAGAAAUAUACAGUAUAGUAUAUAUAUUCUAUGUCAGGAGAAAUCAAAUCAAAAAACACAUAUGCAUUUAUAAUUAAGGAUCUGUUCUACAAUUUUACAUGUCUGUGAUAAUCACAAUUUUUUUUAAAGGUCCCCUGUGGAGUUAUGGAUCACUAUUAAUGUUAUGGAGCAAUAUUUUUGUGUGGGCUUAUCUGCACUUGGGCAUGUGCAUCAGACCCUCAAUAUAAUACAUUCAUGAUCAGGACCCUAGCAAAUUUGAGUGGCCAAACCAUGGAAUUACAACGUCACGUGAUGGCUCAAAAAGACCCCCCCCACCCCCCAAAUAGACUUCCAUGGUGAAAGAGACGUCUGUAGAUCAGUGGGUCCAUUUUUUUUUUUUUAGCGUCACAA